Molecule: messenger RNA, 1044 nt
Organism: Hibiscus syriacus
Lineage: Eukaryota; Viridiplantae; Streptophyta; Magnoliopsida; Malvales; Malvaceae
Exons: 4
Coding region: 25-1044 (339 amino acids)
Source: RefSeq, a predicted model, not a curated record
UAUUUUGAUGCAGUAAAUGGGAGUAUGAUUAUAAAGAAGAAGCUCCCUCGAUUCAUAAUGGCUGGUUUGCUAAUGUUGUUUACCAAGUUGGUGAAGGCAGCAAUUUCCUUUCCUGUGAACAUGUUCUGGAAAUCAGUACUUUGGGCAGUUGCUCUUCUAUCUCUUCCUUUCAGAAUGUUGACUGCCUUGCAGAGGGAAAUGCUGCUGGAACAACGUCUACAAGAGAUGCAGUAUGAUUUGAAGACGCUUGUUUGGGACAGGAAGGAGCUUGAGGACCAUCUCCAAGCAGCUGUAAGAGAAAGAAGAAUUAUGGAGUCUAUGUUAAUUGAACUUGAAGGGGAACAUGACAAGGCUAUUGCCAGGAUCGAAUUAUUGGAGGGUGAAUUGCAGUAUUUAGAGGAUGAAAACCUUCAGCUGAAAGAGGUUCAAGGUAAAGCAGCAUGUAGUUAUACCGAUCACAAUGCGACAAAAACGAACAAAAGUAUGAAUUCCGUUGAUAAUCAUGUCAUUCCCUACAGCGUUGCCCCAUGGAUUUCCAGUUAUAAGGGAAGUGGGAUCUCCUUGCAAGAGCUGAUGAUAAACAGACAAGUAUUGGAAGGUAAGAACAAGAGUAACACUAAAUUGUUCAAUUUAUUAAAACCUGGCCCUGAACCAAGCGGAUCAGUGGAACUAUUUACGCCUAGUGUUCAAGAUGUCGACACUUUUAUCGGACAACGGCGAGACGUUGCACUUUCAAAAACUCUUUUCAGUGCAAUUUUAUCAGUUUUGGUUGGAAUGGUAGUCUGGGAAGCCGAAGAUCCUUGCAUGCCCCUUGUGGUGGCCCUCUUUGCUGUUGUUGGCAUGUCACUGAAAAGCGUUGUUCAGUUUUUCAUCAGUAUAAAGAACAAACCUGCUUCUGAUGCAGUCUCCCUCUUGAGUUUCAAUUGGUUCAUAGUGGGGACACUCAGUUAUCCAGCACUGCCCAAGGUUACCCAUAUGCUGGCUCCAUUGAACUUAAGCCUCGAGAACCGACUAGCAAGCUGCUUUGGUAUCUCAUUCAACUAG